Thamnophis sirtalis is the source of this 418-nucleotide messenger RNA. The record is from RefSeq and is a predicted model, not a curated record. NCBI's taxonomy places the organism in Eukaryota, Metazoa, Chordata, Lepidosauria, Squamata, Natricidae.
UCCUCAAAGGGUACACGUUAAAUUGGAGGAUAUUUUUUAAGGAACCAUUAUGAAUUACUGUCUGUUUUUCUUUUUUCUCAUAGCCAUGCCAAAAUGGUCCCUAUCUGAGGUUCAACUUGUGUCAUCGGGGCCUGGAACUGUAAAACCAGGUCAAAAUCUCAAUUUGCUGUGUAAAGUUACUGGCGUCUCCAUCACUGAUGGUAGCUAUGAUUGGCACUGGAUCCGUCAGCCUCCAGGGAAAGGCUUAGAAUGGAUAGCCAGAAUCUACCCCAAAGAUGGGAGAAAAUGGUACUCAUCUUCUCUUCAAAGCCGCACCACCAUUUCUUCAGACAAUCCUAAGAAUGAAUAUUCCCUUCAGCUGAACUCCUUGUCAGCUUCUGACACUGCCGUGUAUUAUUGUGCAAGACAGGCACACUGA